Messenger RNA from Schistosoma haematobium, 3435 nucleotides. RefSeq lists its product as uncharacterized. Lineage: Eukaryota; Metazoa; Platyhelminthes; Trematoda; Strigeidida; Schistosomatidae. Bases 188 to 691 code for a protein of 167 amino acids. The transcript has a single exon. The record is from RefSeq and is a predicted model, not a curated record.
GUAUAUUUCAAUGUAAGAAAUUUAUUGGUUGUGAACUACACAAUGGGGAAUUUAAUCAAUUAACCAAUAGAAAAACCGGUUAUGAAUCGUGAAUUACAGGUGCAUUAAGAAAAAGAGAAUACUAUUAUUUCAACGUUCUACAACUACUUCAUUUUCUUUAAGACAGUUUGAUAAAGUAAACAGGUAAAUGGACAGUGCUGAAAGCAAAAUAAUGAAGAUUAAAGUUGUAUUUCACGAUCUCGAACAAGAACGGGAACAACAUUCAGUGGAUGAUGGAGAAGAAGACGAAUACAUGGAUAACAUUGAGCCGUUACGUCAAACUACUCAGAGAAAAUCAAAUGAAUCCUUGCCAACUUUACUACAACGAGCUCAAUCAAGUGAUUCACCAUUUGCUAUUGGUAAUAAAGAGAAAACGAGCUUGAAUAAAUUAACAUCAUCUCGUUCAUUGAGUCGUGGAAAUGUUAGGAGACCUAGUGAAAUUUCAAUCAAUGAUUUUCUCUCUAUGCCACCAGUGCUUGAAAGUAUAGAUGCUCAGCGUAGAUCGACAUUGUAUUCAGAUGAAAAACACAAUCCUUUAGGCAGACGUGGAAGUACGUCAUCUGAAGAAAAUAUAGAGAAAAGUAAACCAGGAGAAUCCAAUGAUGAUGAGUGUGGUGCUGUCGACAAUGAAUGUGAACAUGGAUCACACUGAAACCGAAGGGGAAGGAGGAAAAGAAAUACUAGGAAUUGGAGUAUGCAAUAUCUGUGAGAGUAACUUUAUACAAAUGGAGCAUUUUUAUUAUAUAUGCUAACGAUUUUUUCUGUUGGUCAAACUAAUUUUCAUGUUUUUGAUUGAUUUCUGUUAUUAUAAUUUGUAAUUUUUUAGAGGGUAUUUAUUUGGUUCAAGGUUAGCUUCAAAUAAAUUAUCUUUGGUAUGCACAAAGUCAACAACAGGAUAAUUUCGUCAUAAAAGUGAACUAUCUCAAAAUCUAGAUUUAUCGAUAUUCACGUGAGGGGAACCACCAAACUUCAAGUUUGCGAACGACCUUAUCAUCUUUGUGUAUAGAAAAUGCUGUGUUGCGUAAGUAAUUUCCAGUUGAGGAGACAUCUGUUAAUGUUGCUCAGACGAAGAUAAAGACAUACUUUAUCGUUAGCCCCUUACAACUGUGCACACAGUGAGCUCAUCUCAGUAUCUGGUACCAUUUCUUCAUAUUCGUAGAAACCACUUUACUUUCUGAUGAGAUAGUCCUGAAUGUCUCUUCUCCCGAUCACUACUAUUUUCUUCUUCCUAAGGUUUUUUCGAUGUUGUCCAACAGAACUUGUGUUGAAAAAUAGUUUCGAAAAUGAUAUAACUAAGAUUACUGCUGACUAAACUAACCAGAAAAUAAUUUUCCGUCUAUUGUUUUGGACACUAGUCAUUUAAGCUACUUUGGUUUUUAUAACUAUUGAAGUGUAUUAGUAGUAAAAUAGUUAUAGACAACCUCAUAGAUGCUCUAAAACUCCUUGCAAUUAGUGGAAAAUUCUAGCACAUCAAACAUUUACAAUUCGAGUUCGAAAGUAAGCACUAGACUCAACAGCUUGCAUGCAACUCACUGUUUCCCUUUUGGAGUGUUGAUACGAUAUUCUAAUCUGACAUUCCAUAACCACUCAAAUUGGCAAUUUUCGGACACACUGUCAUAACGAGUCAUUCACUUAGAGGGUUGUUGAGAGUCAGAGUGAAUAUUAGUGAUCUGCAUUGAAAUUAUCAUCAUGUAUUUAUCACGAAUAAAUUCAAGAGUUAAGUACAGUGCAUAGACGUAACUCGAGUCACUAACUGAUAUAUAGAUUCCUACUCACUUGCUUAACUGUGACCCUGUUAAUCAUAAAAUAUAAGGCUUCCUGAGUUCAAUAGCAUUUGAUGUUGCGGGUCCAGUGAUUAUUAUAAUGAUAAUAAUUAUUGAGGAAUGGUAUCUUAAUGAAUAAAACGGUGACGUAUAUAUAUUUAGAUAUUCGGUUCUACCAACUAGGUAAGAGUGAACAGUGGCACCAUAUGAGUAACCUAGUAGAAUCCAAUUUUUUGUAUUGAGACACAAAUUAAUUUAUCGACAAAAUUUGUAGUGACACAUUAUUAUUUAUCAAAUUUAGUUAACAGGUUUUUAUGAAAUUGUUGUAUUUUGUUUAAUUUAAUUCAUUCGCUGAUCCCAAGGAGCUGGAAAUACCAAAAGUAUGUAAUCCACUGGGAAAUUAUAGUUUAUAAUUGCAAAUUAUCAAUAAUCUGCAUUAGCCUGUAUUAGAUGAUGAACCUGUAUAUUUAUAGCGUGUCGAAAAAACUGCCGGCUAGAUAAGUUAAUGAAAACUCUUCUAACAAUCUCAAAAAAAUAUAUAUUAAAUUUUUUGUUUCAUGAUUAUCUGUUAUAGGAUUCCAUAAUAUGAUUGUAACUUAUAAAAAUGUUAUUCUUUUUGAUAAUGGACUAUGAUACAGCAGUGUCUAUGAGGAGGCGUUUCGCGUGUUUGAGUAAAAUUAAACUUCCUCAUCAAAAUUGUUUUGGCACACUCAUCUAUGCAGCGUACUUCGACUGAAAAAAAAUAAAAACCUAUAAAGAUGAUCUCGGUAAUUAUUAUAAAUAUACAUUAUAUAUUAUAAAUAUACAUCCCGAAGGUGAAGUCGAACUGCUGACUGUACAGUGGUGUGACAACAGUAAGAUGUUUCCUUCAGACAACCAGCAUGACAGUGAUGCUGCCUUCCCACAAGGAGGUGUGGGGUUAGAAAAGGUCGACCCUAAAAAUGCACACCUAGCCUUAUCCCACGGAUAUUCGUCUCCGGUGGUAAGGUCCCAACAAGCACGAAGCUAACACAAAAAUUACCCAUAAAAAGGUCGUGUGUGACCGACCUCAAGCAGCUGUCCCUUGGCACUGUGGUCAAGCUCACAGGUCACUAGAACCACCUCUAAUCCAAUUUCCUUUUCAGGUACCUCCAGAAGAACCCUUCCUCGGUGUGGGCAACCGGGAAGUGAUAACCGCCCUCAUACCUCUAACAACACCCAAGACCACUGUAUUCAUAAUCAACCUCCGUCUUCACUUCCUAUUUUUCCUCCUACAUCGACUUUCACCUCUAAACUUCCUCUUUCGGCUUCCCCCUCAAAUGUCACCACAGCCAACGAUCCUAGUGCUCAAAACACUGCUCCAGGUCUACUGAAUCUUCUCUCCAAACUAUACAUUGGAGACUUCAACGUACGCACCCUAUGUCAAAUCGGUCAAUAAUCUUCCUUGGCUAGAACCCUAGAAUCUCGUACCAUUGAUGUAUGCUGUGUCUCCGAAACACGCAUACAGGAUUCCAGUGUGGUCAUUCACUUGACCUCACCUCGGCAAAACGGAGAGCCAACGAGAUACACCAUCCGUGUAUCUGGUGACCCGAUGGCCAGUUCUCAUGGACCGGCAGGUGUAGGCGUAGCACUAAGCAUGAGGGCGGAACAAGCA